Molecule: messenger RNA, 9215 nt
Organism: Salvelinus fontinalis (brook trout)
Lineage: Eukaryota; Metazoa; Chordata; Actinopteri; Salmoniformes; Salmonidae
Product: sphingosine kinase 2-like
Exons: 8
Coding region: 1448-4150 (900 amino acids)
Biological process (GO): sphingosine biosynthetic process; sphinganine-1-phosphate biosynthetic process; positive regulation of apoptotic process
Cellular component (GO): cytoplasm; membrane; intracellular membrane-bounded organelle
Source: RefSeq, a predicted model, not a curated record
CUCCACAAUGUGGUGCACUGGCGCCGUUAACUAUUGGAGAAUGUCGGUAGGUCCCGAAUGUCUUUCCUUAUCAGGAUUGGACUUCCUCCCCGCCGCUCAAACUAUCCAGCCCUCCAGUGUUUCAUACACGCUUCCUGGAGGAUAACCACAGAGCCUUCCUACGGAGCAAGCAAGCCGGGGAGGUAGAAUGAGGUAUACAUAUCUAUGUGAAGGAACAUGAACAUGGACCCUUGAACUCAGGAAAUGACACACCCCCGGCACAAUCUAGUAACGUUUUAGAGUUUUUAUUUGUUUUGUUUAUUUUCCAUCUCUGUCUUUGAUGGAAAACAACUGAUUUAUGUGGCAUUUUUCAUUCAGAUGACACUUAGAAUUGGACAUUGACCGCGUAGCUAUCUCACUACUGUAACGCCUGCUUGUCUCUUGAAGAGUGAUAUUUAAAUUCUACCUUGACACACCUUUCUCCUGCCUCCACAUAUCUCUCAUUUCUGUGGAAGACCGGGACGUUUGACAUCAGCACUUAACACGCAAUAUUCCACCACAAUCUAGUGCUAAGUAAAUUGCUAUAGCCUCCUUGCAAAACCAAGGUGUGUUCAUUUUGGUCUGAUUUAUAGUUUUAAGAUCUAUUGUUUUAUGUUAUUUAAACUCUUGUUUGACAUUUAGCCAUCAUUUCUAAGCUGCACUUUAUUGAUAAAUAUCAAGGUAAUUUCAAACUGUAAUUUAAGCAUAUCUUUGAGUUAUAUUUUUUUUAAUCUUUAGGGGUAUAUAUAUAAUGUUUUAAUUUUAAACUUGAAAAGUAUAUCGUUUUUGUUUACAAGCCUUGUCUGUCGAUCAUUCCGAAAUGGACAAAUCUAGAAUCUGAUAGCAUUUAAGGACAAGGCAGACAUAAUCUGGAAUUGACAGAUCUAAGAUCGAUCCUUGUCUUCGGCAUUUGCAUUGUGAAGGCUGGUGUUUUUCAUUGUUUUUAUGUUCCUCUUUUGGAUUGACACACUAAAGAGAAGAUUCUCCAUCUGAAGGCCAGUGGGAGUUAUUUUUUCUUGGAUCGUACAAUACUUUUUUGAGUGCAGAUGGAUUUCACACGUCAAACUCAGAGGUGCUUUUGUGGCGUUGCCUUUGCAAUUCAAGCACUGAAGUGGUAGAAUGAUUUUAAGGUUUCAAGGAUAAAUAACUUGUGUUUUUAAUACAGACUGACAGGUCUAUAGUUAUAUUUUGGUCUUCCUAGCAGAUCCUAAGGAGAGGUGCUUCUAUUUGAUUCUCCUUUAAGGUGGCCAUCAGUGGCGAAAUGAACUGACAUGUGUAUCACUGCCUGAAUUUAAACAGACUUAAUCCAUCCAACAAACUGCCAACUGCAUGAAACACUCACACACCGUCCACCUGUCAGGAAACAGACCGUACCUACCGUAAACCUGAGGGUUGGAAGUCCUCUCCCGUCAAGCCCCCCACACUAAGGAUGCGUUCCCCAGAGCCCCCCAUCCCAUCCCCAGCUGAAGCGCUACUCCACUGCCAGUUCGGGGGCUGGGGAACGGGCAGCAGCUGCAACAACAGCUGCCCCAACAGUCCUGGAGGUCCUGGGGGUCUGUCGUCCCUGUCUCCCACCCCCAACCCCUCUCCUGCCUCCAGCUACGCCUUGACCCUCACCCCCUCCCACAUCCACGUCCAGCGCCUGGCCCCCCGCCCUGGUAAAGAGGCACGUCUAAUACUACCCCUGUCAGAGCUGGCAGGGUGCAGCUGUCCCCGUGCCCCUGCUCCCCCCUUGCUGGUUCUAUACUGGUAUCCCCCGGGGAGGCGGAGGAAGGGGGUGUCCAGGAGGAGGCAGGUGAGGGCGUACCUGGCUGAGGCCAGGGUGGAGGCUGAGAGGUGGUCCACUGCUAUACAAUGUCUGCUCAGGGGAGUCGCCAUCACUGCUGACACAGAAAUUGGCAAAGGUCUACUACCCCGUCCCCGAAGGCUGCUGCUAUUGGUGAACCCCUUCAGUGGGAGAGGCCAGGCUAUGCAGUGGUGUCAGACACACAUCCUGCCAAUGAUCAGAGAGGCUAACAUCAGCUACAACCUGAUACAGACAGAGCGACAGAACCAUGCCAGAGAGUUGAUCAAAGAGAUCUCCCUGCCACAGUGGGACGGCAUCAUCAUCGUCUCUGGAGAUGGCCUGCUGCACGAGGUGAUCAAUGGUUUGAUGGAGCGUCCAGACUGGGAACUAGCAAUAAAGACACCUGUAGGCAUCCUGCCCUGUGGCUCUGGAAAUGCCCUGGCUGGCUCCAUCAACCACCAUGCAGGCUAUGACAUGUGCCUUCGGGAGCCUCUCCUCCUCAACUGCUGUUUUCAGCUCUGCCGUGGCGGAGUCAAGCCCAUGGAUUUGGUCUCUGUGACAACCAGCCCUGCCCCUUCUCAAAAUGGCCGUCCGGGUCUUCCCAGAAGGAUGUUCUCCUUCCUGUCUGUGGCCUGGGGCUUUGUGUCUGACGUGGACAUCGAGAGUGAGAGGUACCGGGGUCUGGGCUCGGCACGGUUCACCCUUGGCACUCUGGUCCGCCUGGCCUCCCUGCGCUCCUAUAAGGGCCGUUUGUCCUACCUGCCCCCCUCCAUAGUCGCCACAUCCCCAGACGCCAUUCCUCCGCCCCUGCGCAGACCCCUGUCCCGCAGCAUCACUGAGGGCCUGGAGGGCUUCUGCCACACCCCCAUCCAACGCACCAGCUCUGACAUGGGCCUCAGCGAACAGAGGAGUCUGAGGAGGGUAGACACGGAAAGGGAGAGGGAGAGAGAGAUGGAGAGGCAGAGAGAGAGGGAGAGGAGGAGGGAGAGGGCCAGAGGAGGGGGAACGGGGGUGGUCAGGGCGAGUAGCUUGGCAGAGGAUAGAGAGGGAGAGGCGGAGAGGUCAGGGACAAGUUCGGAGAGAUCUGGGACGAGUUCGGAGUCGAACGAAAGGGAAGAUUGCAGGAUGGGAAGGGAGGAUGGGAUGACGAGGAACAUGGAAGAAAAGCCAGAUGAGGAAAGAGAAAACAGAACGAUGGAGCAGGACUCAGGGGUGAUAGAGGAUAUAGAGGAGAGAGUGAGGAAUGGGGAAGGCAGCAGCGGCUCAGUGGAUGGGGUGAUGGAAGCGAAGGAGGUUGGAGAGGGGUACGGGGUGGACAUGGGGCGAGAGGCCAACGAGGACCCAGAGGGGUGUUACUCGUACCCAGACAACCUCCAGCAGACCAGACUGGCUCUAAGGAAGAACUCUGCCCCUUCCAGCCAGAUAGCUAACGCCUUCUUUAGCCAGCCCCUCAGCCAGGAGGCUGACCCCGUGUCUGGAGCCUCGUACAGAGCAGAAGAGAUGGAUCUGAACGGAACAUACUUCCAGAAAGAAGCUUACCCACUGGACAUCGCCCGGGAGAGAGCCCUCACCAUAUCCUCUCCCUUCAGACACUCUCCUUUCUCCUUCAAGCCCAAAUCUCUGGACCAGAACGCAUCCCGCCCCAGACCCCUAUCCCUCCUCCACCACCCCCACUCCAACUCCCUACCCCCCAAACUCCCCUCCCUGUCCCUGUCCCUCUCCCUCUCUCCCACACCCCCUUCCUCCCCGUCCUGCGCCUCCCCCCACUCCUCCUCCUACCUCGUUCCGCGCCCCAACACCCCCAACUCUACCUCCCCUUCCCCGUCUCUCCAGUCCCCCUCCCCCUCCUUUACCUUUGACAUUGGAGAGCCUGCUGGACCCCUCAAGAACUGCCCCCCCGUCUCACUCCCUUUCAACCCCCCCAGGGAUGACCUCCUGCCCCCCUUGGACCAGGCCCUGCCGACCCGGGACUGGGUGACCAUUGAGGGGGACUUUGUGCUUGUGCUGGCCAUCUACCAGUCCCAUCUCGGGGCAGACCUCCACGCCGCCCCCCAAGCCAGGUUUGACGACGGGCUGAUCCACCUGACGUUUGUGCGGGCAGGGAUCUCCAGAGCCACCCUGCUCCGUCUGUUCCUGGCCAUGGAGAGGGGGGCACACCUGUCUCUCAGCUCCCCCUAUGUGAGCCACGUCCCAGCCAGGGCCUUCAGGCUGCAGCCCCUCUCCCUACGAGGAACACUCACUGUGGACGGGGAACUGGUGCCAUACGGCCCGCUGCAGGCACAGGUCCAUCCCUCUAUGUCCCGGCUCAUUGUCGGCGACUCUGGAGUGAAGAUCACCCGAUUCUGACAAGGGAUUGGCUGACCAGAUCAGCUGAUACGGCGCUCUCUCCAAUUAUAUAAUCUCUGUUGCCAUCUACGUUCACAGAGAAAGGGGAGAAAAAAAUCCUCAGACUGAAAAUAGACCGAAUCAUUUCUGGGGUUUAAUGGAAGGGAUCACCUGCUGAGCAGAGCGGCGGUGCAGGACGCAAGCCGAGGGAUUAAUAGAGAAUUUUAAAAACGGAUGAAAACGAGCUUUGUUGCACAGCUGUUGGAUUACACUCCGUUUAUCCUGAGAAGCCUGUACCUGCAUAGCCAUGGGAACAAAAUAGGGGGGGGACAAGUUGAAUGUGUAUGGUGGAGUGUGUAUUCAGUGCAUGUGUGUGGUGUAUACAUUCUAGUAUGCACAAAUGGCAUGCAGAGAUGCACAUUUCCUGACCUUGCCUUACAGAGAGAGUUCAGAUUUCUUUGUUCUCUAUCAAAGCUGUCCUAGAACAGUUCUAGUUCUAUAUCAGAACUAUCAAAGCUGUCCUAGAACAGUUCUAGUUCUAUAUCAGAACUAUACUAGAACAGUUCUAGAUCUAUUUCAGAGGGAGCCACACCCUCAUGCAAAUGUAGAUCCCCUUCCGUAUUGGAACCUCCGUCCUUCCCUGUAAUGCCUUAAAGUACAACUCCUGUGACCUUUCCCUUUCUGUCUUAUAUAAGAAGCCUAAACCUGCGACUGCAAAUCUCCAUUCACCAGAGGCUGGUGGGAGGAGUUAUAGGAGGACGGGCUCAUUGUAAAGACUGGAAUGGAAUUAAUGGAACGGUAUCAAACCCAUACAAAACCCCAUGUUUGACUCCGUUCUAUUUAUUCCAUUCCAGCCAUGACAAUGACCUCAUACAGCUCCUCCCACCAGCCUCCUCUGCCAUCCAGGUAUAUCAGAAGGGACCGUCCACUACAGGAAAAACAAAGCAAAGCUGAUGAGCAUACUGUGGUGUUAGUUAAGUUUGUAUUGGUGUGUAUGAAAUAUCUGUGAACAAAGGAAGUUUAUUAGCAAUCCCAUGGAGAUGAUUACUCCUAGAAUAAACCAGUAAAGUUAGAUCAACACUGAAAUAAAUAUAAAGCUCAUUGAGUCCUUUUACACGGGUAUUCCACAAUAGUAGGGUAGACGGGACUGUUGAACAGUAGCCAUCAUGGUGUAUAGUGCAUUUGCCUGUUUUUCUUAGCAAAAGGGGUGCAUGAUGAUGAUGAUGAUGCUAGAUUAUGAAGUUGCAACACAGUGAACAUGAGACUGUUGCUUGAUCAAGUUUCAUGUAUGUUGUCACGGAAUCCUCUGAAAGUCUCACAAAGACCCAGAAUGCUGGUUGUUUUCAGCAAAUAGUCACUAGUUCCACAUGUGUAAACUGCCUUUUUACAUAGCUCUGUUGUAGUCGGUUUUAAUUGAGUCGAUUCUGAUGUGUUAUGCAGCUGCAGAAAAUCAACACUCGAUUGGAUUCUAUCUCUUAGAUAAAGAUUGCUGUUUAAAGGAACAAGAUGUACUUGUCUUGCUGGUGCUAUUUACCACAUGACAAGCAGAUCGUUUCCAUAGGAGACAGUUAUAAUCUUUAACAGACAACAUAAACUCAGUAAAUGAUUGAUUACCAUCUUGAGGAUUUAGCUAGUCACAGACAAGGCUGUGCCUCCCAACUCAUCAUUGCUUACAUUUCAGACAUGGCUUUCUCAAUGGGAUGUAGCCUAUACAGUUGGAGUCAUUAAAACUAGUUUUUCAACUACUCCACAAAUUUCUUGUUAACAAACUAUAGGUUUGGCAAGUCGGUUAGGACAUCUACUUUGUGCAUGACACAAGUAAUUUAUCCAACAAUUGUUUACAGACAGAUUAUUUAACUUAUAAUUCACUGUAUUACAAUUCCAGUGGGUCAGAGGUUUACAUAAACUAAGUUGACUGUGCCUUUAAACAGCUUGGGAAAUUAUGUAAUGGCUUUCGAAACUUCUGAUAGGCUAAUUGACAUCAUUUGAGUCAAUUGGAGGUGUACCUGUGGAUUUAUUUCAAGGCCUACCUUCAAACUCAGUGCCUCUUUGCUUGACAGCAUGGGAAAAUCAAAAGAAAUCAGCCAAGACCUCAGAAAAAAAAUUGUAGACCUCGACAAGUCUGGUUCAUACUUAGGAGCAAUUUCCAAAUGCCUGAAGGUACCACGUUCAUCUGUACAAACAAUAGUAUACAAGUAUAAACACCAUGGGACCACGCAGCCGUCAUACCGCUCAGGAAGGUGCCAAAAGUGCAAAUCAAUCCCAGAACAGCAGCAAAGGACCUUAUGAAGAUGCUUGAGGAAACAGGUACAAAAGUAUCUAUAUCCACAGUAAAACGAGUCCUAUAUCGACAUAACCUGAAAGGCUGCUCAGCAAGGAAGAAGCCACUGCUCCAAAACCGCCAUAAAAAAGCCAGACUACGGUUUGAAACUGCACAUGGGGACAAAGAUUGUACUUUUUGGAGAAAUGUCCUCUGGUCUGAUGAAACAAAAAUAGAACUGUUUGGCCAUAAUGACCAUCGUUAUGUUUGGAGGAAAAAGGGAGAGGUUUGCAAGCCGAAGAACACCAACCAACCGUGAAGCAUGGGGUGGCAGCAUCAUGUUGUGGGGGUGCUUUGCUGCAGGAGGGACUGGUGCACUUCACAAAAUAGAUGGCAUCAUGCUUCACCUGCUGUUUUCAACUCUAGAGACAGCAGGAGCGGUAGAGAUACUCUCAAUGAUUGGCUAUGAAAAGCCAACUGACAUUUACUCCUGAGGUGCUGACUUGUUGCUCCCUUGACAACUACUGUGAUUAUUAUUAUUUGACCAUGCUGGUCAUUUAUGAACAUUUUAACUUCUUGGCCAUGUUCUGUUAUAAUCCCCACCUGGCACAGCCAGAAGAGGACUGGCCACCCCUCAUAGCCUGGUUCCUCUCUAGGUUUCUUCCUAGGUUUUGGCCUGUCUAGGGAGUUUUUUCCUAGCCACUGUGCUUCUACACCUGCAUUGUUUGCUGUUUGGGGUUUUAGGCUGGGUUUCUUUACAGCACUUUGAUAUAUCAGCUGAUGCAAGAAGGGCUAUAUAAAUACAUUUGAUUUGAUCAUGAGGAAGGAAAAUUGUUGAUAUAUUGAAGCAACAUCUCAAGACAUCAGUCAGGAAGUUAAAGCUUGGUCGCAAAUGGGUCUUCCAAAUGGACAAAUGACCCCAAGCAUACUUCCAAAGUUGUGGCAAAAUGGCUUAAGGACAACAAAGUCAAGGUAUUGAAGUGGCCAUCACAAAGCCCUGACCUCAAUCCCAUAGAAAAUGUGUAGGCAGAACUGAAAAAUCGUGUGCGAGCAAGGAGGCCUACAAACCUGACUCAGUUACACCAGCUCUUGUCAGGAGGAAUGGGCCAAAAUUCACCCAAUUUAUUGUGGGAAGCUUGUGGAAGGCUACCCGAAACGUUUGACCCAAGUUAAAAAAUUUAAAGGUAAUGCUACCAAAUACUAAUUAAGUGUAUGUAAACUUCUGACCCACUGGGAAUGUGAUGAAAGCUGAAAUAAAUUAUUAUUUCUACUAUUAUUCUGACAUUUCACAUUCUUAAAAUAAAGUGGUGAUCCUAACAGGGAAUGUUUACUAGGAUUAAAUGUCAGGAAUUGUGAAAAACUGAGUUUAAAUGUAUUUGGCUGUAUGUAAACUUCCAACUUCAACUGUACCUAGUAUGUCUAUGUUGAACGGGUGUUUUAGUUAACCUCAAAAACAUAUGAUUCUUUUGUAAUUGUGACCGGAACAAAUUUAAUAUGUCAGGAAUUUAAUCUCAUGAGCAUGUAUCAAUCAGUUAUGCCAUGUUUGACUGCUCGGGGCUGUUUGGUCCACAGUACCCCUGCCGCUUGAUAUGGAUUAGUCAUGUCUGAGUAAUUCAAGGCCUCUGUGUUCUCUUGCCUGCUAAUUUUAGGCCCUGUUCAAAUACUUUCAGAUGCAGCCCUUCCUCCUAACCUUUACUCCUUCCUCUGAGUAAUCCCUGAUAUCACAAGACUUGAUUGGUGAAGGCUGUGUGAUAUAAUCCUUGCUGAUGCAGUGUCGCUAAUUAGUUAAUUUCAGUGAUUUACUUUAAGGAAGGGAAAUAUUUCAUUUCAAACGGGGCCUUGGUCCCUAGACCAAAGCUGUCCAUCCCUGGUCAUGCAAGGUAAAUUGACAGGAUAUACACCAAGCUUCCUUCUAUUAUAACGGGUGUCGUAAUCCUCCUCCUCAGACGAGGAGAAGAGAGAAGGAUCGGAGGACCAAAACGCAACGGGUGUUGAAUACAUAAUGAUUUAUUAACCAAGACGGGAAAAACACUAUAACAAACUAAACUUGAUAUCCUACAAAAUAAUAAACGAUGAAGACAGACCUAGACGACGAACUUACAUAUAACAUGAAGAACGCACGAACAGGGAAAAUAGACUACAUAAAAAGAACGAUGUACAAACAAACCGAACAGUCUCGUAUGGUGCGACAAACACUGACACAGGAGACAAUCACCCACAAACAAACAGUGUGAAAACACCUACCUUAAUAUGACUCUCAAUUAGAGGAAAACGCCAAACACCUGCCUCUAAUUAAGAGCCAUACCAGGCAACCCUUAAACCAACAUAGAAACAGAAAACAUAGAAUGCCCACCCAAACUCACGUCCUGACCAACUAACACAUACAACAAACUAACAGAAAUAGGUCAGGAACGUGACAUCUAUCUAUGGUCUGAGGAUAAAACAUUUCACAAGACUAGAUGGGGGUUCUCGGGCUGGUGUCAGUGCAUUAUGACAAAUAAUUACAAAACUAUUCACUCUCAAUUUUAAGAGACUCGCUGUGACAAUGGAAACCUGAUGUACUGCUCAGUGUCUGUGACCAGGGUCCUACAACCGGGAUUUCAGGAAAACUUUCAAUAAAUUCCCUGGUUAACUGAAUUUUGCAACCCGAGGUGUGACCCCUUGCUAAUGCCAGUAAGAUGUAUUGUCUAUAGAUGGAUUGGCCUGUAAUAAACUUGUAAUUAUUACUAAAAUGAAAAUAUAUACAUAUAAUGUACAGUUCAUAGUUAUAUAUUGUUUUUAAAAUGUUUUUCCCUUAAAAUAAUAAAUGUAUCUUGUAAACUUGUC